GCUUUUUCAUUGGCUUUGCCCCUAUGUGUUUUACCUGACUAAUCUCGCUAGUAGCUUUGGGUAAUUAACGUGUUAAAAGUCAUGCACGGUCCAGGUCCCAUAUCAAAAGUACCCAAUAACAAUUACGUACCUAGGUACAACCUCGGCCUUAGGUAAACGUCAGUUCUUCAAGGGCCAGUAACUUCUUCGUCAUUCCAGUCAUAGGAAAAAUCGCGGUUCCACCGUUGCCGCGCCACCUCAAGCGUCGAAAAGCUUCCAGAUAGCUUCUGAAAUACAACUUGUCAAGUCAUCAACUCCUCCCAAACGUAAAGCUUUUCCCAUCUCCAAAGUUACCGGACCAUCAACCCCAUCAACCCCAUCCGAGUCUACCCUUCUCCUCGCAUCUUUACACCUACUGCAUCCCCUAUGAUGUCUAGUGUUCUCAAUAUAUUCGCCAAGUCGUCACCUGCGCCUAGAUCGGUAAAUGGCGACAAGCAACCGCGUGGUACCAAGCGUAAAGCUAAGAGUGACCCUUACGAUGAGAUAGACGAUGACGAGCCAGCUCAAAAGACCCCUUCGACCCAGCAUACGCGGACGCGCAUUUCUUCAGAAACACCAAACUCAAGCAGAAAGGGACGACCGUCAUCUACAUCAAAGACCAAUAAGUCUCAAAGCCGUUUACGGGGCACGCGGAAGAGCGAGAUAACAGAUACUGCGCGCGUCGACGCGGUCGCAAAUCUAGCCCGCGCACAAGAGCCCGAAGCGGCACGAUUACAUCUCCAGCCCAAAGAAGAAUCCAGCCAAAAUUCACAAGUACCCGUGGCCAAUAUGGGUGUUCCUGAGCCAUCCAUCAAUGCCAACGCAACCCCUAGCGAAUCUGCCAACAAGAAGCCCCAGCCCGGCCGUCCGAACCAGACAAGAAAAAAUGCGAAAGGUAAAGAGAAAGCGACGGAACCAAGCAGAACCAAACAGACACAACCCGAAACCGACGAACGCGAAGAAAAAGAAAUCCAGGGUCUCUUACAACACCGAAUGGCUCAAGACGGCAGAGUUGAGCUCCUUGUCCAUUGGGCCGGAGAGAGUGAGGAUGACGCUACUUGGGAGGUCGAAGAGGAAAUUCAACGAGGCGCCGAAGAGACGUUAUACGCAUACUGGAAAGCUCAAGGGGGUCGUAUCAAUGCCUUGUUUAUAAAACCCAAGAACGCGCCCGUCGAGACUUACCACGUCUACAAGCUUCUCGGUCAUGAAAGGAAAAUUAGAGGUGGAUUCGAAUUCGAAGUUCAAUGGGUAGGCCACCCGCCAACUCGUGGGGAGACAUCUUUCGAAGCCGAAGCCAAACUAAAAAAGAUCGCUCCGGAAGUUUUGGAGCAGUAUUGGAGAGAUGUCGGCGGUCGCGAUCGAUUUCUUGCCAGGCGCGGCCGAGGCAAGAAGCAACGGACCGACUAGCCGCAGCUCUCCCGACAGAGCUAGCUUAUUGGAUGAUAUUUUCUAUACAUACCUAGGUACUCUUUUUGUUCAUUUCGUCUCGAGCAUUCAUCAUGCUCGGUACUGCAUCACACGGCGUUGGGGACGGAUCGUGAUGUGAUAUGUUAUCGAAUUUUAGGGUAAGGACAAACAUCUGGGUACUUGGAGAAAAUAAUGCUCGGAUAUUCUUCUCAUCGAGCCUGUUACCAUGUUGUAUUGGAUCCCCAGGUAAUCCCCAUACGCAUGCGUAUACUUGAUGCAAUUCAUCUUGGGAAGUCAGGACAUUUACCUGGUAGCAGGAUAAACCAGGAGGUCUCCUGGCCAUCUAAUUUAGCGGUUUAUAUUAUUAACUAAUUCAUCGAGACCUGGUCGUCUACUACUAUGAGAUUGCAUA
Daldinia caldariorum is the source of this 1837-nucleotide messenger RNA. RefSeq lists its product as uncharacterized. NCBI's taxonomy places the organism in Eukaryota, Fungi, Ascomycota, Sordariomycetes, Xylariales, Hypoxylaceae. The transcript is spliced from 4 exons. Bases 406 to 1425 code for a protein of 339 amino acids. The record is from RefSeq and is a predicted model, not a curated record.